GUCACAAUGGAAUACAAGGAGAGUAAUGGUGCAGUGGAGCCCAUCCGAGUGCACACACUUGUGAUUUCAGUACAUCAUGCCCCGGACAUACCUCUACAACAAAUACAGAAGGAGCUAAUGGAGAAAGUUGUUAAAGAAGUAAUUCCAGAGAAGUAUCUUGAUGAGGGCACAAUUUACCAUCUCCUUCCAAGUGAAAAGUUUGUAGAAGGCGGUCCUAAGAGUGAUGCUGGACUGACUGGCAGGAAGAUCAUUGUUGAUACCUAUGGAGGCUGGGGAGCCCAUGGUGGAGGUGCAUUCUCUGGAAAAGAUCCCUCCAAAGUUGAUCGUUCUGCAGCAUACGCAGCUCGCUGGGUCGCAAAAUCCCUGGUGAAAGCUGGUCUCUGUAAAAGGGUAUUAAUCCAGCUAUCAUAUGCUAUCGGUCUGAGUCAUCCUCUUGCGAUCUCAGUGUUUCAUUACGGAACAUCAGACAGAUCUGAAGAAGAACUGCUUGACAUCGUGCAGAAAAACUUUGAUCUACGCCUUGGAGCUAUCAUAAGGGAGCUGGAUUUGAAGAGGCCAAUCUAUCAAAAAACAGCAUGCUAUGGGCACUUUGGGAGAGAAGAAUUUACAUGGGAAGUACCCAAAAAGCUUGUGUAUUAA
Fulmarus glacialis (Northern fulmar) is the source of this 639-nucleotide messenger RNA. Its product is annotated as S-adenosylmethionine synthase isoform type-1-like. The annotation marks the transcript as partial. Gene Ontology annotation, cellular component: cytosol; methionine adenosyltransferase complex. The transcript has 4 exons. Gene Ontology annotation, biological process: S-adenosylmethionine biosynthetic process. Gene Ontology annotation, molecular function: ATP binding; methionine adenosyltransferase activity. The record is from RefSeq and is a predicted model, not a curated record. Lineage: Eukaryota; Metazoa; Chordata; Aves; Procellariiformes; Procellariidae.